Molecule: messenger RNA, 2823 nt
Organism: Podarcis raffonei (Aeolian wall lizard)
Lineage: Eukaryota; Metazoa; Chordata; Lepidosauria; Squamata; Lacertidae
Gene: KCNAB2
Product: potassium voltage-gated channel subfamily A regulatory beta subunit 2
Exons: 15
Coding region: 814-2049 (411 amino acids)
Biological process (GO): transmembrane transport; regulation of action potential; potassium ion transport
Cellular component (GO): voltage-gated potassium channel complex; juxtaparanode region of axon; cytoplasm
Molecular function (GO): potassium channel regulator activity; transmembrane transporter binding; voltage-gated potassium channel activity
Source: RefSeq, a predicted model, not a curated record
CGCCGCGCCUGGCCAAGACACUGGAGCACUGACUCCAGAUUAAAAGUCGUCUUUGUCCCUUUGUUGUCCACCAAUUGCCAAGCUCGGCUCUCUUGGUGCGCUUCGCCGGCUGCUCAGCAGACUCCAGAGUCUCAGCCCGAACGGAGGACCCACAGCGGGCUUUGUGGGUCCUAAAAUCCAGCCCCGUGCCUGGUGAGUGAAUGAACUGGCUCAGGGAUCUGAGCGAAGGCAAGCAAGACUCCUCCCUCCCUCCCUAUCAUCAUCCUCCUCAUCAGUGUCCUCCUGCUACCUCCCUCCAUUCUGAAUCAGGAUGAUUCUCAUGAGAGAUUUGCUCCUCCUGGAUCCAUCUGAGUCUCAGUGACGCAGCUCCUUAGUCCCCCCUGAGAGUUACACUGGGGGAAUCACCCUCCAAGGAGAUGCGGCUGCGGCUCCCAAACUAAACUGAAAUCCAGCGCCGGGGAUCCCUCGCCCACGGAAGCACCCUAGGGAGAUGUCCAAAGUCGCCACACUGCCAGACUGAGGAACUGGGUCAGAAGGAGAAGAGGGAUGGCUGCUAUUUGGAAGGGUGGUCAGCCUGGACCCCUUGUUUUUUGCCACUCGUGGAUGGGGUAACGGGCCCGCUGGGGUUAUUUUUCUGGGUUUUUUGUUCCGGGGGAGCAUCCUUGCAGCUGCGUCAGGAGAAUCCAGGUCUUGGGGAGAAGGUUUCUGCGGGAGGCUUUCCUCCUUUGACAUAUCCCGGAGAACAGGUGACACAGCGUCGGAGGAGACCAGGGCAACCUCUAGGUCGGGGCGGCGACACCAGAAGCAGGCAGGAUGCAAGUGUCCUUCGUCUGCUCAGACCACAACAUCAAGAACCGGAGCGCGGAGGACCGGCUCAACCGGCAGAAUGCCAACAGCCCCAGCACGCGGGGUCGGUUCCGGGCAGUGGCGAUGGUGGCCCGGAGCUUGGGGCACCUCUCCGCGCAGAACGCCCCGUCCUCCAGCGACUCCAGUGUGAAGCAGACUGGCAUGAAAUACAGAAACCUUGGGAAGUCAGGACUCCGAGUUUCCUGCCUCGGGUUAGGAACAUGGGUGACAUUUGGAGGACAGAUUACGGAUGAGAUGGCGGAGCAGUUGAUGACCUUGGCCUAUGACAACGGCAUCAAUCUCUUCGACACGGCGGAAGUCUAUGCUGCAGGGAAGGCUGAAGUCGUAUUAGGGAAUAUCAUUAAGAAAAAAGGAUGGAGACGUUCCAGCCUGGUGAUAACAACCAAAAUCUUCUGGGGAGGAAAAGCUGAGACGGAGAGAGGACUCUCAAGAAAGCACAUUAUAGAAGGCCUGAAGGCUUCGCUAGAACGGCUGCAGCUGGAAUACGUGGACGUGGUGUUUGCCAAUCGGCCAGACCCCAAUACGCCCAUGGAAGGGAACCCAUUUAGCUCUUCCAAGUCGCGAACAUUCAUCAUAGAAGAGACGGUGCGAGCCAUGACCCACGUCAUCAACCAAGGGAUGGCCAUGUACUGGGGGACGUCACGGUGGAGUUCCAUGGAGAUUAUGGAAGCGUAUUCAGUGGCUCGCCAGUUCAACCUCAUCCCGCCCAUCUGUGAGCAAGCAGAGUACCACAUGUUCCAGAGAGAGAAAGUGGAAGUGCAGCUUCCAGAGCUAUUCCACAAGAUCGGUGUGGGCGCCAUGACGUGGUCCCCUUUAGCAUGUGGAAUCGUUUCGGGGAAAUACGACGGGGGGAUCCCUCCCUACUCACGAGCAUCGCUAAAAGGCUACCAGUGGCUGAAAGACAAGAUCUUGAGUGAGGAAGGGAGGCGGCAGCAAGCCAAGCUGAAGGAACUGCAGGCCAUCGCUGAGCGGCUGGGCUGCACUCUGCCCCAACUUGCCAUUGCAUGGUGUUUGCGGAACGAAGGGGUCAGCUCCGUCUUGCUGGGGGCUUCCAAUGCAGACCAGUUAAUGGAGAAUAUUGGAGCAAUACAGGUUCUUCCAAAACUCUCCUCUUCUCUUAUCCAUGAGAUCGACAGCAUCUUGGGCAAUAAACCCUACAGCAAAAAGGACUACCGGUCCUAAUCGGGAAUCCUGUUCCCGCCUGGGACUUUCUACUCCUUGAAUUCCUCUGCCUCUCCCGUUCGCUUGCUUAAAGCUAUAUCGAAGCCAAGUCAAGAAAUAACGGUUUGCAACCCAAGACAACAGCGCAGCGUCUGAACCGAAGGCGUCCUAGAGAAAACCGUAUUCAAACGUCGCCAGACUGCAUAGGCUUCUUAAACUUUAAUUUUCAUUUCGAAUGCAAGAAAAUGCUGCAGGUUUGGGAAAGGGGCGAGUGAGGUUGGUUUCACGUCCAUGCUUCCUUUUUUGAAGGAGAAAACAACUUUAGAGUUUUCUUCUCUUCCUCCUCCUCUCUCUCUACCUUGCAGUCGUUUUUUCUCUCUCUCUUUCUCCCAACCACCAUAUCUACGCACAGAGAGAAUAUCACAGCACUCAGCUCAUCUUGGUUUGAGCUGGGACCUUCUUCUUCUUCUUUUAAAUGGGCAGAGUUAAGGUCAUCCUUCAAUCCACCAUCCCAACUCUCUGUAAGCCCAACGAGAGGAGCUUUGAGGAAUGUGCCUUGGCCAGCCUCCUGGAAGUGUCAGAAGCUGCUUUUUGGGAGCCACUACAGGCACCCUCCCCGCUGCCAACCAUUCCCUCUUUCCCUGUUUUGACUUUUGGGGGAAUGUGACGGAUUCAGAGCGAAUUGGCUGAGCAGAAAGUGCCCAGUUCUGCAACGUCCCACAGGCCACGUUUUGCAAAAAGUGGUUCAUUCUUUCUAUCAAUUGGCCUCAGACCUGGGGGGGGGGGCAGGCAGCG